Puccinia triticina is the source of this 2109-nucleotide messenger RNA. RefSeq lists its product as uncharacterized. Gene Ontology annotation, cellular component: endoplasmic reticulum membrane. The transcript is spliced from 7 exons. Bases 1 to 2109 code for a protein of 702 amino acids. NCBI's taxonomy places the organism in Eukaryota, Fungi, Basidiomycota, Pucciniomycetes, Pucciniales, Pucciniaceae. The record is from RefSeq and is a predicted model, not a curated record. Gene Ontology annotation, molecular function: phosphatidate cytidylyltransferase activity.
AUGGCCAGGAGACCAACACCAGCAUUCGCAAGCGGAGGAUCCUUCCAGGCCUUGGCAAUCGACACCGAGGAGGACCAAAGCGAACCAUCGGAGGGAGAAGCAGACGAAAACACCCCACCACCACCACCAGCAACAGCCACAGCACGGAAAACAGCCAAGAAAAAGAACGGGAAAACCAACAGAAACAAGAACUCAGCACUGACGACUGCCACCAGCACGAGCACGAGCAAACCAAAACAACAGCAGAACAACCCAUCCAGCAAAACAGCCACGCCACCAACAGACAGGAAAGAACAACCAAAGCAGAACCAUGCACUCAAGAGCCUCACCAUCCCACCACCAGCCGAGCCGAUCGAAACACUCCCACUCAACUCCGACUCCACUCCGAUCACCUCCCCCUCCAUCAGCACCACCACCAGCAUCAUCACCUCGCCAAGCACGACCGACUACGACGAGCAGGAGGAACUCCCCCAGCCCGACGAACCCACAGCCCAGCACGAGAAGCUGGACGAGAAAGCCGAUCGGGCCAACCCAGCCGACCGUCCCUCCGACCCCAACCCUACACCCACCACCGCCCAUCACCCCUCGAUCCACUCUCAUCCGACCAAAAGCCCCCAACCCUCCCCCUCGCCCACCCCCACCCACCAAUCCCACCGUCUCCCUAACCCUGCCGACAAAAGCCAGAAUGAGCCCGCCGAAAUCAGCCAGUUCGGCGCCGAUCACACGCCCGGGAAGAAGUGGCAGACCGUGCUCACCCGGGUCUUUUGGAGCCUGGUCAUGGUCACCGGCUUCAUCACUUUGAUGGCCCUCGGCCACCUCUACCUCAUCAUCCUCGUCUUCAUCAUCCAGCUCCUCGUCUUCCGUGAAGUCACGAAUCUCUUCCAGGUCGGAUACAAGGCCUCUGCCCGCGAACACGCUAAAGCCCUCCUCGCCCAAAACCAUCCCCACCACCCGCACCACCAUCACCACCAACAGGGGAGCGGCAGUCCGACGACGAUCGUCAAAGAACGGAAGAAGGCCAAGGAGCCCGGCCACAAGAAUCGAUUCAAUAAACUGAUGAGUUGGUAUUUCUUCGGGGUGGCGAACUACUUCUUAUACGGGGAAUCGAUCAUCUACUACUUCAAACACAUCGUGUUCAUCGACGAGUAUCUGCUGCCGUUUGCCCGGCACCACCGCUUCAUAAGUCUGUUGAUGUAUCUGAUCGGCUUCCUGGGCUUCGUCACCAACCUCGACCGCGGCCAUCUGCGCAGACAGUUCGGUCUCUUCUCCUGGAUCCAUAUGUCUCUCUUGCUCAUCAUCGUCUUCGGGCAGUUCAUGGUCAAUAAUAUCCUCGAGGGACUUAUCUGGUUCUGGGUCCCCGCUUCCCUCGUCAUCAUGAACGACGUGGCCGCUUAUGUCUUCGGUAUGAUGUUUGGGAAACAUCAGUUGAUUAAACUCAGUCCGAAGAAAACCGUCGAAGGAUUCGUCGGCGGGUUUUUCAUGACCGUUAUUUUCGGAGUCUUGUGGGGCAGUUUAUUUAUGGGGUGGAACUACAUGAUCUGUCCGGUGAAAGACCUGGGUAUGACGGCGUUUUCGGAGGUGCGAUGUGAGCCGAACAGUGUGUUUAAAUGGCGGACGAUCGAAGUGGGUCGACUGAUUGGGGAGGCGAUGGGGAUGGGGGGGAUGGGCACGGAGCUGGUGGGCCGGGUGGUGCCCACGACACUCGUCUGGGCACCCUUCCAACUCCACUGUCUCGUCCUCGCUACCUUCGCCGGCCUCGUCGCGCCCUUCGGCGGCUUCUUCGCCUCCGGAUUCAAGCGCGCAUUCAACGUUAAGGAUUUCGGUCAUACUAUUCCUGGCCAUGGGGGGCUCACCGACCGGUUCGAUUGCCAGUUUAUCAUGGGCCUGUUCACAUACUUCUAUUAUUCUUCGAUGAUCAAGGAGGACGACGACGGGAUGAUUAUGCGCUCGAUCUUCUCGAACAACAAGGGACUCAAGUUCUCUCCCCACUCCUUCCUCCAACUCAUCCUCCUCCACCUCGACCUCCCCCAACAGCUCCAGCUCUUCCAUCUCCUCCAGGCCCAUCUCGCGUCCCGCUCCCCCAUCCCUCCUCCUCCUACAACCUCCUAA